Molecule: messenger RNA, 1014 nt
Organism: Papilio machaon (common yellow swallowtail)
Lineage: Eukaryota; Metazoa; Arthropoda; Insecta; Lepidoptera; Papilionidae
Product: homeobox protein OTX2
Exons: 3
Coding region: 1-1014 (337 amino acids)
Biological process (GO): regulation of transcription by RNA polymerase II
Molecular function (GO): DNA-binding transcription factor activity, RNA polymerase II-specific; RNA polymerase II transcription regulatory region sequence-specific DNA binding
Source: RefSeq, a predicted model, not a curated record
AUGGAACAAUGUAAAGAAAAUAGCAAUGCAGCGAGACAAACAGUUCCGACGAAAAUUUACGAUGCCAGAACACACUCCCAGGUGAACUAUAAUAUAAACGGUGGAAACUAUCCAGAUAAUAACCACAAUCUCUUCCAAAUGAUUAAGUGCCACGAAGAUAGUCUACUAAGACUACAUCACUUGACCGCUGGGCGACAAAACGGCACAUACGAUAAUAACUAUCAGAACGAUCUAUCAUGGUACUCUAAAGACCUUCAACGACAAUAUAUAAAACCUGUAGAUUACAUUUCUUAUGAAGAUGUACGAAGAAAAUAUGAUGAGAGCAAAGGUGUGAAAGAAAAGGAUGCACAGAAAGAGUCUGAAGAAGAAAGGGACGGGAAAACGGACGAAAGAAAGAAGCCAAGAAGAAAUCGAACCACCUUUACAAGUCAACAGUUGGCCGCUUUGGAGAAGGUUUUUGAGAAGACACAUUACCCUGAUGCAUUUGUUAGAGAAGAUUUGGCGGCGCGAGUUAAUUUAACUGAAGCGAGAGUUCAGGUUUGGUUCCAAAAUAGACGAGCAAAGUUCCGCCGUAACGAACGGUCCGCCCUAUCAACUAAUCGAAGUUCUACCAGCCAAAACUCACCUGAACCGAUACCUGUGCCGAUUGGUAUUUCGCAUCAAGCCGAUCUAAGGCAAGAUUAUACACGAAACGCCAAAGAACCAUGGCUUCACCAUUUUCAAACCAAUAACCUAAACUUUAAUCUUGGUAUUCCUCUAACGAACACCGGUUUAUACCAAAACGAUUAUUCGUUAAUGAUGCAAAACGUGGGAAAUCGACAGUAUAUACCAAAUUCUAAUACAUUAAUGUCUCAAAACGUUUCAAAUUAUGGUGGAUCAACAGAAAAUAGUUAUGGAUCUUGCGCUUUGAUAGGAAGUUACAGCAAUCCAUUGCAACCGUCUCAUCAUAGUUCGUACAAUUUAAAUUUAAGAUUACGACCGCACGAUUUUACAAUUAAUAAUAUUACGUUGUAA